This is a messenger RNA of Spinacia oleracea (spinach), 459 nucleotides long. Its product is annotated as gibberellin-regulated protein 12-like. The record is from RefSeq and is a predicted model, not a curated record. The transcript has 3 exons. NCBI's taxonomy places the organism in Eukaryota, Viridiplantae, Streptophyta, Magnoliopsida, Caryophyllales, Amaranthaceae. The coding region runs from base 57 to 350 and encodes 97 amino acids.
UUCCCCAUACUACACACAAAAAAAAAAAUACAAAAACUAUUUUCAUAGUUACAAGUAUGGCUACAUACAUGUCUUGUUUUAAUGUCAAGUUUUUGUUUCUCGUACUUGUGUCGAUGAUUAUUAUCGAGGUUUCUAUGGCUGGAGGCGAAGGUUCAUUGACAAAAGAACAAUGUCCAGCAGCAUGCGAUUACCGAUGCUCAGCUACUCAGUAUAGGAAGGCUUGUCUUUUGUAUUGUAACAAGUGUUGUGAUAAAUGUUUGUGUGUGCCGUCGGGAACUUAUGGGCACAAAGAAGAAUGUCCGUGCUAUAAUAACUGGAAAACACAAGAAGGAAAGCCUAAAUGUCCAUGAUAAAUUAUAAAUGUAACUUUGCUACAAUUAAUUUUGUGUUUAGUUUGUUGUUGUAUGGUUGAUAACAGGGAGGAUUAUGGCCAAUAUUAUUGCAUAAUGCAAUGACAAA